This is a messenger RNA of Otolemur garnettii (small-eared galago), 2958 nucleotides long. It is a transcript of the gene SEZ6L, whose product is annotated as seizure related 6 homolog like. Gene Ontology annotation, cellular component: neuronal cell body; endoplasmic reticulum. The record is from RefSeq and is a predicted model, not a curated record. Lineage: Eukaryota; Metazoa; Chordata; Mammalia; Primates; Galagidae. Gene Ontology annotation, biological process: synapse maturation. The coding region runs from base 1 to 2958 and encodes 985 amino acids. The transcript has 16 exons.
AUGUCUUUUCUCCUCUUCCAAGAUGCUCACCCGGAGAGAGACCUCGGCCCUUCAAGUCCUUACGUCCUGCCCUCAGCAGCACUGGAGAGCAGCGGUCUGGGCACAGAGAGCCCCAAAGAGAGAGUGGCAAUGGCCCCUCCCAAUCCCACGGGGGAAGAACUUGGCGAGCUGGACUUGGAAGGGACAGUGCCCUCUGCGCAUCAUGACACCCCAGUCCUGUCACUGCUGCUUCCAGAGGAGGCCAGCACCAAGCAUACCUUGUCCCCAGGGAAGAAGCUGCCUUUGCUCAAGCAACUAAACUCAGCCAGGAAGCAGCUGAGGCCCAAGGCCACCUCCACAGCCACCGUCCUGAGAGCCGGGUCCCAGCCAGCGCCCUCAGGCCUGGGUCCCCUCUCAUCCCCCACAGAGAAGCCUCACCCAGCAGGAGACCUGGACCCUGUUGUUGCCUCCGAGGGGGCCUCAGAAGUGCCCCUCUGGACUGAACAGAAGGAAGGAGCUGACCCCACGACACCCGCACCCCUGCAAAUCUCUCCAUUCACCUCCCAGCCCUAUGUGGCCCACACCCUCCCCCAGGAGGCUCCCCCGGAGGAUGCCAGCUCCACAACCCUGAUGGACAAGGGUGAGAACGAGCUGACUGGGUCGGCCUCAGAGGAGAGCCAGGAGACCACUACGUCCACCAUCAUCACCACCACGGUCAUCACCACGGAGCAGGUCCCAGCUCUCUGCAGUGUGAGCUUCUCCGAUCCCGAGGGGUACAUUGACUCCAGUGAUUACCCACCGCUGCCCUUCAACAACUUCCUGGAGUGCACGUACAACGUGACCGUGUACACCGGCUACGGAGUGGAACUCCAGGUGAAGAGCGUGAACCUGUCCGAGGGGGAACUGCUCUCUAUUCGCGGGGUGGAUGGCCCCACCCUGACCGUCCUGGCUAACCAGACACUCCUGGUGGAGGGACAGGUAAUCCGAAGCCCCACCAACACCAUCUCUGUCUACUUCCGGACCUUCCAGGACGACGGCCUUGGGACCUUCCAGCUGCACUACCAGGCCUUCAUGCUGAGCUGCAACUUUCCCCGGCGGCCCAACUCCGGGGAUGUCACAGUGAUGGACCUACACUCGGGCGGCAUGGCCCACUUCCACUGCCACCUGGGCUACGAGCUCCAGGGCGCCAAGACGCUGACGUGCAUCAACGCCUCCAAGCCCCACUGGAGCAGCCCGGAGCCCAUCUGCUCAGCCCCGUGCGGAGGGGCAGUGCACAAUGCUACCAUUGGCCGCGUCCUCUCCCCCAGUUACCCUGGAAACUCCAAUGGGAGCCAGUUCUGCGUGUGGACCAUCGAAGCUCCGGAGGGACAGAAGCUGCAUCUCCACUUCGAGAGGCUGUCGCUGCAUGAGAAGGACAGGAUGAUGGUCCACAGUGGGAAGACCAACAAGUCCGCUCUUCUGUAUGACUCCCUUCAAACCGAGAGUGUCCCCUUCGAGGGCCUCCUGAGUGAAGGUAACACCAUCCGCAUUGAGUUCACGUCCAGCCAGGACCGGGCAGCAUCCACCUUCAACAUCCGAUUUGAGGCGUUCGAGAAAGGCCAUUGCUAUGAGCCUUACAUUCAAAAUGGGAACUUCACCACAUCGGACCCAACCUACAACAUUGGGACCACAGUGGAGUUUACCUGUGACCCUGGCCACUCCCUGGAGCAGGGCCCAGCCAUCAUAGAGUGCAUCAACGUGCGGGACCCAUACUGGAACGACACGGAGCCCCUGUGCAGAGCCAUGUGUGGUGGGGAGCUUUCUGCUGUGGCUGGGGUGGUGCUGUCCCCAAACUGGCCAGAGCCUUACGUGGAAGGUGAAGACUGUAUCUGGAAGAUCCACGUGGGCGAAGAAAAACGCAUCUUCUUAGAUAUCCAGUUCUUGAACCUGAGCAACAGUGACAUCUUAACCAUCUACGAUGGCGAUGAGGUCAUGCCCCACAUCUUGGGGCAGUACCUUGGGAACAGUGGCCCCCAGAAGUUGUACUCCUCCACGCCAGACCUAACCAUCCAGUUCCACUCGGACCCUGCUGGCCUCAUCUUCGGAAAGGGCCAGGGAUUCAUCAUGAACUACAUUGAGGUGUCAAGGAAUGACUCCUGCUCAGAUUUGCCGGAGAUCCAGAAUGGUUGGAAAACCACAUCUCACAUGGAGCUUGUGAGGGGAGCCAGAAUCACCUACCAGUGUGACCCCGGCUAUGACAUCGUGGGGAGUGACACCCUCACCUGCCAGUGGGACCUCAGCUGGAGCAGUGACCCCCCAUUCUGUGAGAAAAUCAUGUACUGCACCGACCCUGGAGAGGUGGACCACUCUACCCGCCUAAUCUCCGAUCCUGUGCUGCUGGUGGGGACCACCAUCCAGUACACCUGCAACCCUGGUUUUGUGCUUGAAGGGAGUUCUCUUCUAACCUGCUACAGCCGCGAAACGGGGACUCCCAUCUGGACGUCGCGCCUGCCCCACUGUGUUUCGGAGGAGUCCCUAGCAUGUGACAAUCCGGGAUUGCCUGAAAAUGGAUAUCAAAUCCUAUACAAGCGACUCUACCUGCCAGGAGAGUCCCUCACCUUCAUGUGCUAUGAAGGCUUCGAGCUCAUGGGUGAAGUAACCAUUCGAUGCAUCCUCGGACAACCAUCCCACUGGAAUGGCCCACUGCCUGUCUGUAAAGUUAAUCAAGACAGUUUUGAACAUGCUUUAGAAGUAGCAGAAGCGGCAGCAGAGACGUCGCUGGAAGGUGGAAACAUGGCCCUGGCUAUCUUCAUCCCGGUCCUCAUCAUCUCCUUACUCCUGGGAGGAGCCUACAUUUACAUCACAAGAUGUCGCUACUACUCCAGCCUCCGCCUGCCCCUGAUGUACUCCCACCCCUACAGCCAGAUCACUGUCGAAACCGAGUUUGAUAACCCCAUUUACGAGACAGGGGAAACCAGAGAGUAUGAGGUUUCCAUCUAA